GUGUUAACCAUUCAAUUGUCAUCUUCUUUGAACAAGAUAAGGAAAGAACGAACAGGUUCAUUACUUUCUUCAACUUCACUUUCAUUUUAUCUUCCGCAACUCUACUUUUAUGUAUGUACUACAUUUCAAAAUUGCCACCCAAAAUUAACAAACUUUGCAUUCAAUUCCUCUUGGGUCGUUUCAUAUUCCCCCAAUUACUAUUAUGCAAUCUUAUCAUCAAAUACACUCAAUGGAGUUGAGAACAUUUACCUUACAACCCAACUUGACACACUUGUUUCCAAAAUUCAGACUUUGUGAUUUCCAACAUUCAAAUCAGAAGGAUUUUUCACUGAAAAUCAGUAGAAGAAACAUGGGGUUGAUUAUUAGUGGAGAGUGUAUAUUCUGGACAGAGAAUGCAAAUGCAUUUGAUUUUGGACUUGUGGCCCCUGAUCAAACAGUUGAAGAGGCACAAGAUGUAGUGAGAGUUCACGCACAAGAUUUGUUACAAAUUGGAGAUUUGUUAAAGUCAGAGUCAUGGAAAGUAGCACAGAAGGAAUUGAGAAGAAGCUCAGCACUUUUGAAGAAGGAUAUAUACACCAUAAUUCAAAGUAAGCCUGGAAAGGAGAGGCCAGAAUUGAGGAAGCUGUACUCUACUCUCUUCAACAAUGUUACAAGACUAGAUUAUGCAGCAAGGGAUAAAGAUGGACCAGAAGUGUGGCAGCGUUAUGAGAACAUUGUUGUGACUAUGAAUGACAUUCUAUCCAGAAUAUAAUUGUCUCUAGUGUUUUGAUCAAUGGGAGAUUAAGUAAUUCUUGAUGAGUUUAUUUGAGUUAGAUGAAGAAAAAGGAUCAUGUUGCAUUGAUUAUGAAUUUGGUCAUAGAGAGUUAGUUAAGAAUGUUGAGUGUCUAAAUGUUUUAGGUAGUAGCAAAAUGGUACUCAGCCUCAGCUAGGAAGAGUAUUACAUAUGUAAUAUCAGUCAACUUUUGAAAUGUUCUUCUGCAACUAUGAAAAUAUAUAUUGAGAUGGGUUGUAAAGAAUGAGAGAAA
This is a messenger RNA of Vicia villosa (hairy vetch), 1025 nucleotides long. Its product is annotated as psbQ-like protein 3, chloroplastic. Gene Ontology annotation, biological process: photosynthetic electron transport chain; photosynthesis. NCBI's taxonomy places the organism in Eukaryota, Viridiplantae, Streptophyta, Magnoliopsida, Fabales, Fabaceae. The record is from RefSeq and is a predicted model, not a curated record. The transcript has 2 exons. Gene Ontology annotation, molecular function: calcium ion binding. Bases 203 to 751 code for a protein of 182 amino acids. Gene Ontology annotation, cellular component: photosystem II; extrinsic component of membrane; photosystem II oxygen evolving complex.